AUGAGAUCCAUUUCUUAAUUCUUAACUCUGUCUGUGGUUGCUGUCGCAACAAAUGCAUUGAAAUUUGCAGUACUCAGUGACAUGCAUUUGCAACCAUACUAUGACCCAAAUAUAGAUGCUCAACAUUUCUGCCAAAAUUACUUUAUUAAGAAUAAACUUAAGCUGAGCUAUUAGGAUCUCAUAACUAGCUCUGAUUAUGCUCCUUUGGGAAGACUUUUAUGCGAUCCUCCAGCUGAUCUCAUCGAAAGUUUCAUGAGAAGAAUUAAUGAAACAGAAGGUCAAGUAGAUGUGAUACUUUUAACUGGAGACAUGAUCGGUCAUAACUUAGCAGUGAAUCCAGGGGUCACUGACAAGCCAGAGCUCUACUAGAAGCUAUUGGAAGUUCAUUCUCAACUUGGCCAAUUACUAAAUAAGUACUUCCCUAAUUCAUUGGUUUUGCCCACACUUGGCAACAAUGAUUGCAGAUACCAUUAUCAAUCACCUUAUGAGAAUGAUAAGCAAGAGUAUUACUCAUAUCUUUUUGAGACAUACUUCCUUAAUCAUACUAGAAACAACUAAAUCAAGGAGCUUUCAGAAAUUUAAAAUACCUUCUUAGAUGGAGGUUACUAUAGGGUAGAUCUCUCUGAAAAAAUUUCCAUGCUUAUGAUUAACACUCUAAUGUACAAUAAGAAUAAUGACCCAGCUAAUCAAGGUGACUAAUUAGAGGAUUAAUUCGCUUGGCUUGAGAAGCAGUUCAUGACUGCUGAGCAUGAUAGAAAGUUCAUCAUCUCUAACCAUAUCUAUCCAGGUUCAAAGUAAGAACAAAUACCAGCAAAACUCUGGCAUAGUAAUUAUACUUCAGAUUUCAUUGAGAUUCUUCUUAAAUAUAAUGACAAGAUUCUCCUAGAAGUCUCAGGACAUGACCAUAUCUCAGAUCUCAGGUAUAACCAUGGCUCUAAGAUACACUAAUCUGCUAAGAAAUCUCUAACUAGUGGCUCUCUAAAUGAUUUUAAUUUUCAUAACAUCGUUAUUGCACCUGGUGUGACUUCUGCUUCUGCAUAAAAUCCUGGCUAUGCUUUAUUCACAGUUGAAGAUUAAGACCACAUUUCAGCUAGAAAUCUUACUAUGGUAUUUUUACCAAUUCAAAAGACAUAUAACUGGACUUCAAUUCCACAGGAUUUGUCAUAAUGGCCAUUUAGAACUCUAAAUUUCAACAGCUUUGGACUUCAUGAUUUGAGUGCUGACUCUUUUCAUGAGUUGAGACACAGACUUCAAAAAGACAAUAAGCUCUUGCUCAAUUACCUCGCUUUGAAAACUGGAUUUGAUCCCAAUGAUCCAAUUGAAUUCUAAACUGCCAUUGCCAUUCAUCAAAAGGUAGCAACUCUCCUUACCUCAGAUCUCAAUCCAUAUGUCUACUUUUGCUAAAUGCACAAGAAUCUCGGUCAUUUGGACUACACAAACUGUAUUGAUGACAACAAGCCUAAAAGCAAAACCUUUUAAUUUGAACCCAAAUUUAAGCCCCUUCAAAUUUGA
Molecule: messenger RNA, 1512 nt
Organism: Stylonychia lemnae
Lineage: Eukaryota; Ciliophora; Spirotrichea; Sporadotrichida; Oxytrichidae
Source: the annotation of a GenBank genome assembly